GCUGCUGAGAGGGUCUUUGGGGAACUGACUUACUCCACUCUCACAGGGGAGGAGUUUUAAAGUGAGUGUUGGGGCAAACUCUUGAGUAACCAAUGACUUCCAGCAUCACUUCAUAGCAAGCCUGCCUCCACACUUGGGUCUCCCCCCGUUCAUGUGAGAGCUUUUCCAGCCACAGCAGCAGCAGCCAUGCACUAGAUUCUCCAGAGGAAGGGUCUGCGAGUGUUAGCAAAGUUUUUCUGUCUCUGCUUUCACUCAGUGGAUGCUAAGUGGACCCCGAACAGCUUGGAUUUCACUGUUGACCUGCUGGCCGACAGGUGGCACUUUUGGGGAAACAGCGAGUGCCACCAGCUGAGACAUCUGGAGGACUUUUAGCAGCAAGCAGCAGCAUGUUCAGGAUCCAAGCGUUGCUGCUUUUGCUGGUCCUCUGUGCUGGCUGCUCAGAGGCCUGGUUUUGGUACUCAACCUCAGAGGGCACCACUCCAAUACCAGUGACAGCAGUGACAGAAACGACAGGUGCCACCACAACAUCUAGUGGCACAAAGAAGAAAGAGGAAGAGGAUGACAACCUGUCUGGGGUUGGGGAGGAAAUCCUCAACGUUGCCACAGGAAUCCGUAAGUUUGUUGAAGCGUGGGCCGGGACCGAGACCACCACGACUGUCCAGACACCAGAGAAGGUGGAGAGCGCUGACUCUAACGCAACGGAUGACAGUGGUGUCUCUUUGCUUCAGCUGAUAGGAGACCCUCCACCUGCAGACAUCACCAGGGUCUUUGGACCACUAGGAGAGAUUGCCUAUGCCUUCACCCCAGCAGCUGCGUCUGGCCAACCAGCUCUGGCCUAUGUCCCUAACCCAUUUCACCGCCACUUUUCCCUCCUGUUCCACCUUAAGCCCACCACCCCCAAGGCCUCAGUUCUCUUCUCCCUCACCGAUGGGCCACAGAAGAUCAUGUAUGUUGGCGUCAAACUCAGCGCGGUGCAGUCCGGUCGUCAGAGGGUUCAGCUGUUCUACACCGAGCCCGACUCUGAGGCUUCCUAUGAGGCAGCCAGCUUUGAGGUGGCCAGCCUGGUGGAUAAGUGGAGUCGAUUCUCACUGUCUGUCUUUGAUGACCAAGUGACCUUCUAUCUAGGCUGCGACUCUGAGCCACAGAUGAAAAAGUUUGAGCGUUCCCCAGAUCCAAUGGAGCUGGAUCAGGGGGCCGGGAUUUUUGUGGGUCAAGCAGGAGGGGCUGACCCAGACAAGUUCCAGGGGGAUAUCGCAGAUGUCAAAGUGGUGGGAAACCCUCGCGCAGCUGAGCGUUUGUGUGAUGAUGAGGACGACUUUGAUGCUGCGUCAGGAGAUUUUGGCAGUGGUGACGGAUACACAAGACAGACAGCAAUCACUAGCACCUCUGCACCGUCCCGUCCAGUACCACAGCCGCCUCUGAUCUCUUCUUCAGAAAGAACUAUUGUCAAGCAAACAGAAGUCAGAUAUCCAUCAGUGGACCACAGUCAACCUGGGUCUCCUGGCCCCAGAGGUCCCAGUGGUGCUAAAGGUGAGAAAGGUGACCGAGGAGAGAAGGGCUCACAGGGUGAAUCUGGUCCUGUGGGGCCAAAAGGUGAAUCAGGCUCCAUCUCUGGACCCGGUGUGUCCUCUCAGGGUGGGGAGAAAGGACAGAAGGGUGACAAAGGUGCAAAGGGCAGUUCUGGGUUUGGUUACCCUGGCAACAAAGGGGAACGAGGGGCUCAGGGGCCUCCUGGGCCUGAAGGUCCUCCUGGCCCUGCAGCUAAGGUGGUCCGCCUUGGGGACGGCUCUGUUGUGCAGCAGGUAUCAGGACCAGUCGGACCACCUGGACCACCAGGAUCGGACGGUCCUGCAGGACCUCCAGGAGCUGACGGAGAACCUGGCGAUCCUGGAGAGGACGGCAAAGUUGGUCCUCCUGGGCCAGCUGGUGUUCCAGGAACCCCUGGAACAGAAGGAGGCAAAGGCCAAAAAGGUGACCCCGGAGAAGGCCAGCCUGGACCCAGGGGACCACCAGGUCCUCCAGGACCUCCAGGACCAGGCACCGGUGAUCGCCCAACAUUUGUGGACAUGGAGGGCUCAGGAUUUGCAGACAUGGAGAAAAUUCGGGGACGUCACGGCCUUCCUGGUCUACCUGGCCCUCCUGGCCCACCAGGCCCUCCUGGGAUCCCUGGGACUUCAAUGGCCCUUGGCUCAAAUGGUCCCAUAGCCUUUGGACCUCCUGGACCACCGGGACAAGAUGGAGUCCCUGGUGUACCGGGUCUUCCUGGUCCUCCUGGUGCACCUGGUCAACCUGGACUCAGAGGAGAGAAGGGUGACAGUGGGGAGCUGGGUCUCCCAGGAACACACGGUGAAAAGGGGGCUCAUGGUGAACCAGGACAGACUGGUCUGCCUGGACAGAUGGGGCUCGCGGGGCUUCCAGGUCCCAUGGGACCUGUGGGUCCUCCAGGACCUCCUGGACCGCCAGGACCCCCUUAUCGUGUUGGAAUUAGUGACCAUGAAGGAUAUGAGACCAGUGGUGUCCUUGGUCUUGCAGGUCCACCAGGACCACAGGGUCCUCCUGGUAUUGCAGGCCUACCUGGUAAACCAGGUUUACCAGGCAUUAAUGGACAGAAAGGAGAUGAAGGAUCAAGAGGACCAACUGGGUUUCCAGGUUUAGACGGAGCAGAAGGACCACGUGGUGACAAGGGAGACACCGGAGAAAAAGGCCAGAUGGGUCUUCCAGGUCGAGAUGGUGGACUUCCAGGGCCUCCAGGACCCCCAGGACCUCCAGGGGAGAUUGUCUACCAGACAGGCGAUUAUAACGACCUUUAUUGGAACGAAGGGUCACAGGGAGGGCCUGGUACUCCAGGACGAGCAGGAUUUCCAGGGCCCAUGGGACCAAAAGGAGACAGAGGGGAUACAGGUCCUCCAGGAUAUGCACCUAAGGGUCAGAAAGGUGAACCCGGUGUUAUCAUGGGGCCUGAUGGGAGACCAUUGUACAUUGGUGGACUUGCAGGACAGCCGGGUGAGAUGGGACCUCCUGGACCGGUGGGACCUCCAGGACCAGUUGGUCCUUCAGGACAGAAAGGAGAGAUUGGUCUUCCAGGACGUCCAGGAAGACCAGGACUGAAUGGUGCCAGAGGAGAGAAGGGAGACUCAGGCACAGGAUCUGGAUAUGUGUACCCAGGUCCUCCAGGUCCACCAGGGCCUCCAGGACCUCCUGGACCUCCGGCUUCUGCCUCUAGACUUGGAGGACAUGAUGAAGAUUCCAGAUACUAUUAUGGUCUGAAAGGAGAGAAAGGUGACCGCGGACCGCCGGGAAUUCUUCAAAUCCCAGGGUUUGGAGCCACUUAUGACUUUUACACAUUGAAGAAUGAGUUGAAAGGUGACCAAGGCAGCCCUGGGUUCAAAGGAGAGAAAGGAGAACCUGGAGGAGGAUAUUAUGACCCCCGCUAUGGUGGGAGUGGAGUGGGUGUUCCAGGACGCCCUGGACCUCCGGGACCUCCUGGUGACUCUGUUGCUGGUCCACCAGGCCCUCAGGGUCCACAAGGUCCACCAGGCAGAGGUUAUGAUGGGCAGCCAGGGCCUCCAGGGCCGCCUGGUCCUCCAGGACCUUCUGUGUCUGGACCUUACGGGGGCACACAAACCAUCAAUAUUCCGGGGCCACAGGGACCACCUGGAGUUCCAGGACUGCCUGGACUCUCAUCUGGGGUGACCGUGUUGAGGUCUUAUGACAUCAUGACAGCCACGGCUAGACGACAGCCUGAGGGAUCUCUGGUGUACAUUCUAGAUCAAACAGAUCUGUAUUUACGUGUGAGGGAUGGCAUUCGACAAGUGCAGCUUGGCAGCUACAUUCCUUUGACCAGAGAUGAUGACAAUGAAGUUGCAGCUGUGAACCCGCCUCCUGUUGUCCCCUACUCCCCUGAACACCACACCGACACCAACGCCCAAAGUCCAACCGACAGUCUCUCCCAGCCCGAUGUCCAUCACUCCACACACGCAGAACCUCAACAGCCGUCACAUACACAUCCCAGAGUGCCAGUCAACCCUGACCCGUGGUACCAGCCAAAUCCACAUUACCCUUCACCAACUGAUCCAAGAUAUCCAAGUUACUCUGAAAGAAUAAACCAUCCAGAUGGUAGAUAUUCUAUUUACACCACCCAGCCCCGCCCUGUCUACCCAGAUGGCCGAUACUUGGUCACUUCCUACCGUAGACCACCUCCGCCUGUUCCUCAGACUCCGGUCCACCACCACGCGUCAGGUCCAGGCCUCCACCUGAUCGCUCUGAACAGCCCCCAGACGGGCUUCAUGAAAGGCAUCCGCGGGGCAGACUUCCUGUGCUUCACCCAGGCUCAGGCUAUCGGUAUGAAGGGUACAUUCCGGGCCUUCCUUUCUGCAAGACUACAAGAUCUCCAGAGCAUCGUGCGCAGGGCAGACAGGGACCGUAUGCCAAUAGUCAACCUGAAGGAUGAGGUUUUGUUCGACAGCUGGAACUCCAUCUUCAACCACGGCACGAUGAAGGAGAAUGUGCCCAUUUACUCCUUCGACGGCAAAAACGUCCUCACUGACAGCACAUGGCCUGAGAAGAUGAUUUGGCACGGGUCGACCAGUGCGGGUCACCAACACAUGGACGGCUACUGUGAGACGUGGAGGGUUGGUGACCACGCCGUGAGUGGCAUGGCCUCAUCACUUCAUAAUGGGAAUCUUCUGGAGCAGAGCUCCAGCAGCUGCUCCAGCUCUUUGGUGGUGCUGUGCAUAGAGAACAGCUACGUCGGCCAGGCCAAGAGAUAGACACACACACACAGAGACACACAUACACGUCUCCACUGUCCACACAAUCACUUUUAUCUGUCUUUAAUCCAUACAUGUGGUGCUCUGUAAAUAGGUUUCUUAUCUUAUUAUUAUCUCCAUGUUUGUUAGCCAGUCUUACGUGGUGUUACACAGGAUUAGAGUAUGUGUCAAGCCUGAGUUUAAGCUCUGGUUACACACACACAAUAACACGUUGUCUUGCAGGCAAAACACAAGUUGUGCCUUUUUUCUGUCAAGUGUUACAAUAUACUUUAGGGCACGUUUUCUUCUUAGUAACAAGAAGAAGUCGAUCAAGUUAAGUCUCAUAUUCUGACUGAUUUAUUCAAGUGUAAAUCUGAAGACGUUGUCAUGUCUUCCUGUACCAUUUACAUGUCCCAUAUUUGCAUUCUUAAGAUUUAUCUAAGUGACAGUAAUAUGGUGGUGUAAAAAGCUUAGAGUGACACGGAGGAAAUACAUACAGACAUUCCAUUUUUUUGUUAGUCUUUCUGUCAUGUUACAACAGUGUUAAGACGUGAAAACAAGUUGUCCGGGAUCUUUAACACCACAUUUAGUUUGAUUUAUAUAAAACAUAUGUUUUCCUGUGCUUCAGUUGAAACAUUGGGUAAGUAAAAUACUCAAGUAAUUUUUUUUAGCUGUUGCAUUAUAAUGAUAUAAUUCUUCUUCUUCUCUCGAGUGACAUCUGUAAACCCUAGCACUAGUUUCUUCCCCUUUGCUACUGUCUUCUCUGGGGUGGUCUCCAAGUGGUACUUUUGAGCAAUAACAAAGGGAUAUUUAUUUUUUAUAAACUGCGCUUGCUCUGGUUUACCUUUAAUGUGGGAUAUGAGUGUUUUCACAGAGACGGACAUGUACGGCAAAACUGCAAACAAGCUAAUUUCCCGGCAGAUUUCCUUUCUUCCAGAUUUUGUUAGCAUGCAAAGUUUCUGCACAACCAAAUACAAUUGAUGUACAUAGACCUGCAAACAUUUAGCCAAAUUUGUUGUAUGCACUGGUGUUUGUUAGUUGUUUUUCUAUUAAAUUCGAGAGCAGCACAGGAAAGAAACAAGUGAAACCUCAUCUUUCUAAAAGACAAAACAAAACUAACACAAGAUAACAGAUGCAGGGACAGGGUGGCUACAUAGUACUGCAAAAUGACUGACUGACUGUUUUUGUGAGUGACUUUUCUUUUUAAAAAAAAUCUGCCUCUCAGUGAAUAAAGUGACGGAAGAUGUGAGUUUGCAUUUUCACAUAA
This is a messenger RNA of Cynoglossus semilaevis (tongue sole), 6015 nucleotides long. Its product is annotated as collagen alpha-1(XVIII) chain-like. The transcript has 42 exons. The record is from RefSeq and is a predicted model, not a curated record. Lineage: Eukaryota; Metazoa; Chordata; Actinopteri; Pleuronectiformes; Cynoglossidae. Bases 387 to 4769 code for a protein of 1460 amino acids. Gene Ontology annotation, cellular component: extracellular matrix.